UCGAAUAGUUGAGAUUGAGAAAAGGUGAUAUUAUUCGAGGACGGAAAUACCAAUUAAAUUAAUUAGCAGUUUAGCAGAGCAAAGAGAAAGGGAAAAAGAAAAUGAAGGAGUAGAAGAAGAAGUAAUUUAAUUGUUGUUGCAAAGGAGAAGGAGGAGAAGAAGAAGAAGAAGAAAGGCAUUUUAUAUACACACACACACACACACACACACACAGUUAUUUGAUUUGAUUUGAUUUGGAAUCUAGGAAUGGAGAGAAAGAGAUAAAAAUGUUGAGAGAAACAAUGGAAGACGGCGAUCAGAAGCAUCUCCUCCUCAAAUCCAAUUCAUCAAUUACACAACAACACGAUGACCAUGACCAACAACCACUAGUACUUGUUGUAGACAAUAACGACUUGGAAGCAGCACAAGCAGGAGGAGGAGGAGGAGGAGGAGGAUUCAACAGAAGCAGCAGUGAUAAUAGCAGAGGAGGACAUAAGAAGACUGCUGCUAUCAAAGAUCUGAUUCGAGGUUUCUCAGGUCGUCGUCCCUCGUCCUCUCUCAACAACAGCAAUCUUCAUUAUCAUCAUCUAGACGACGAAGACGACGACACUCCAUCCAUAUCAGAUCAUGACCACCGUAAAAAUCGUAAUUAUGACCACCGUGUUAAGAAUAUUAAUGAUCACGACGACGACGACGUUUUAGAGAAUGGUGCCACUCCUGAAUGGGCCUUGCUUCUUAUUGGUUGCCUUCUCGGUCUCGCCUCCGGUCUCUGUGUCGCCGCUUUCAAUAAAGGGGUUCAUUUAAUACAUGAAUGGGCCUGGGCUGGGACUCCAAACGAGGGUGCUGCAUGGCUUCGUCUGCAAAGGCUGUCAGACACUUGGCAUCGGAUUCUUUUAAUCCCUGUCGCUGGAGGAGUUAUUGUUGGAAUGAUGCAUGGCUUGGUUGAAAUAUUGGAGCAAAUAAGGCAGAACCUUUCUUCUCACAGAAAAGGUUUUGAUUUGGUCGCAGGAGUGUUUCCUACAGUGAAAGCCAUUCAGGCAGCUGUUACUUUAGGUACUGGUUGUUCUUUGGGUCCUGAAGGACCUAGUGUAGACAUCGGCAAAUCAUGUGCCCAUGGAUUCUCUUUAAUGAUGGCAAACAAUAGAGAAAGGAUGAAUACUCUUAUUGCAGCUGGCGCAGCUGCUGGGAUUUCUUCAGGUUUCAAUGCACCUGUUGCUGGUUGUUUUUUUGCUAUUGAAACUGUGUUGAGGCCUCUCCAUGCUGAAAAUUCACCUCCAUUUACAACUGCAAUGAUUCUGUUGGCUUCUGUAAUAUCAUCAACUGUAUCGAACACGUUACUUGGAACACAAUCAGCUUUUACAGUGCCAUCGUAUGAUUUGAAAUCUGCUGCUGAAUUACCCUUAUACCUGAUUUUGGGCAUGCUAUGUGGUGUUGUAAGUGUGGCCUUCACUCGAUUGGUCACUUGGUUCACCAAGUCAUUUGAGUUUAUCAAAGAAAAAUUUGGCCUUCAUCCUGUUGCAUGCCCUGCUUUAGGUGGUUUAGGAGCUGGAAUAAUUGCUCUGAAGUAUCCUGGAAUACUAUAUUGGGGUUUCACCAAUGUUGAAGAAAUCUUACACACUGGAAAGAGUGCUUCUGCUCCUGGAAUCUGGUUAUUAACCCAACUAGCAGCUGCCAAAGUUGUGGCCACUGCUCUGUGUAAGGGUUCGUUGCUUGUAGGUGGCCUUUAUGCACCAAGUUUGAUGAUUGGUGCAGCUGUUGGUGCUGUAUUUGGAGGUUCAGCUGCAGAACUUAUCAAUUCAGCCAUUCCAGGAAAUGCUGCCGUUGCCCAGCCACAGGCAUAUGCAUUGGUUGGAAUGGCUGCUACGUUAGCAUCAGUUUGUUCAGUGCCCUUGACAUCAAUUCUACUUCUGUUUGAGUUGACAAAAGAUUACAGGAUAAUCCUUCCCCUCAUGGGAGCUGUUGGGUUAGCGAUAUGGGUCCCAUCUGUGGCUGACCAUGGCAAGGAGAAUGAAAAACCUGGUGCUCAUAGUUUGGCUAGAGGUUAUUCUUCUCUUUCAAACGAUACUGAUGAUGAAGCAAUCAAUGAAGAUUUGCUUGCAGAAAAUCUCAAGGUUUCUAAGGCCAUGUCAAAGAACUAUGCAAAGGUUUCAUUAAGCUUAACAUUGAAAGAAGCUAUAAAAUAUAUGCAUGACAGUAAACAGAAUUGCUUGCUCGUUGUUGAUGAUGAAGAUUUACUGGAAGGAAUACUAACAUAUGGCGACAUCAGACGGCUGUCCAAGACAUCUAGCGAUGCUUCCACGGGUGAUUCAACAAUCAUAGAUGUAAAUACCUGUCUUGUUUCUACUGUUUGCACCCGGGAGAUAAGGUACCGAGGUCAAGUUCGUGGACUUUUGACAUGUUAUCCUGACACUGAUUUGGCAAUUGCCAAGGAUUUGAUGGAGGCCAAAGGCAUCAAGCAGUUGCCUGUGGUUAAGCGUAGUGGAGGCUCUCAAAAAGAUUGGAAACGAAGGAUUGUUGCUAUCCUUCAUUAUGACUCAAUCUGGAAUUGCCUCAGAGAGGAGAUAGCUCGGAGGGGACGAGUCCAUCAGAACAGAAAAGAGGAUGAUAUUGAGAUGAUUGAAAACGGGCAUUAAUGUGGUGAUGGAAGUGCUAGGCAAGUCUCAGAGUUUUGUGCACUGCCGCAGCAGAAGACAGGUUGAAAGAGAGACCGGAUAGCUGGAUGUCCGUAUUUUGGAAUUAAUCCAAGUCCACAGAUGAUCAGUAUAUAUUUUUUUGAGUCUCUUGGCUUGCAGGCUCAUAAUUAAAUAUUAUGUGGUGGGUUUUCCCCAUGCACAAAUAGCACCUUGGAGAUGUAAUAUCCUAGAUACAUUUCAAUGUCCACAGCAUGAUUGAAGUUUAAAAAAAAUAAAUAAAAAAAAAGGAAGAAAAAGGAAAGGGAGAUACAGGAGGCUGAUAGUUCAACGUUAA
This is a messenger RNA of Populus nigra (black poplar), 2946 nucleotides long. Its product is annotated as chloride channel protein CLC-f. Gene Ontology annotation, biological process: chloride transport; transmembrane transport. Gene Ontology annotation, molecular function: voltage-gated chloride channel activity. Lineage: Eukaryota; Viridiplantae; Streptophyta; Magnoliopsida; Malpighiales; Salicaceae. The coding region runs from base 267 to 2612 and encodes 781 amino acids. The transcript has 9 exons. The record is from RefSeq and is a predicted model, not a curated record. Gene Ontology annotation, cellular component: chloroplast; Golgi apparatus; membrane.